Molecule: messenger RNA, 937 nt
Organism: Panicum virgatum (switchgrass)
Lineage: Eukaryota; Viridiplantae; Streptophyta; Magnoliopsida; Poales; Poaceae
Product: peptide methionine sulfoxide reductase A2-1-like
Exons: 1
Coding region: 107-682 (191 amino acids)
Biological process (GO): cellular response to oxidative stress
Cellular component (GO): cytoplasm
Molecular function (GO): peptide-methionine (S)-S-oxide reductase activity
Source: RefSeq, a predicted model, not a curated record
ACGAAGGCGACGGAAUACCAGCAGAAGCGCCUAUAAGACCAAGCAAUCAGUGCCGGGCGAUCAAUCACAGCCGCGCCGGCCGGCCACCAGCAUCUCGCUCGUAGCCAUGUCGAGCUCGGCCGCCGCCGCCGACGGCGCCGCGAAGAACCCGGCCAUGGAGCCCGACACGGACGCGCCGGCGGGGGAGGGCCUGGAGCUGGCGCAGUUCGCGGCGGGGUGCUUCCGGAGCGUGGAGCUGACGUACCAGCGGCUACCCGGUGUGGCGCGCACGGAGGUGGGCUACUCGCAGGGCCACCGCGACGCGCCCACGUACGAGCUCGUGUGCGCCCACGGCACGGGCCACGCCGAGGUGGUGCGCCUGCACUACGACCCCGCGGCGUGCCCCUACGCCAAGCUCCUCGGCGCGUUCUGGGCCAAGAUCGACCCCACCACGCUCAACAGGCAGGGCAAGGACGUCGGGACGCAGUACCGGACGGGGAUCUACUACUACACGGCGGAGCAGGAGAGGCUGGCGCGGGAGUCGCUGGCGGAGCAGCGGGGGAAGUGGGAGGGCGAGAUCGUCACCGAGAUCCUGCCGGCGAAGCGGUUCUACCCCGCCGAGGAGUACCACCAGCGCUACCUCGAGAAGGGCGGCCAGUCUGCGGCCAAGGGCUGCACCGACCCCAUGCGCUGCUACGGCUGACGCCGCCGCCGGCCAUCCGUCUCCGUCCGACGAAACGGAGGCUAGCAAGUUGGGCGAAGCCGAUUAUCUGCCGUCCGUGUAUGCAUGUCACUAUAUAUGUCAGCGUAAAACAAUAAGCAGGAAGAUACCGACAACCGUGCCGUGUUAGUAUGUGCUACGUCUUACGUGGAAAUAAACGCCAAGUGUUUGGAAGGUUGUGGAGUUGUUGUGGUAUGCGUAUGCAAUAAUAUUCGUACACCUGAUCACUCUUUUUUU